AUGAGAAUACAUUGUUUUUCUUUCUUUUUAUUAUAUUUCUUAUUUGUGAAUAAUGUUAAUUGUCUAUUAAAAAAAGUGUUACAUCACUUUUAUUGUAACAAUGAAAAUUGUUACGAUAUUUUAGGCGUUAACGAAAAGGCUAGCUUGGACGAAAUAAAAUUUUCGUAUUUCAGGCUUUUGAAGAAAGUUGAAAAAAAUCAUGAUGGAGAAAAGAAAAAAAGAAUUGUGAAAGCUUUCAACAUAUUAGUAAAUAAAAGUACAAGAAAAUAUUAUGAUUAUUAUUUAAAAUAUCCAAAUAGUUUUUUGAAUUUAGUAUAUUUGAAUAUGUAUAUAUUUUAUAAAUUAUUUAAAAUUAUUUGUAUAAUAUUAUUAAUUGGAUUAUUGUUAUGUGUAUUUCAAUAUAUACAUAAUAAAUAUGAAUUAAAAAGAGUAAUACAGAAAUCAUCAAAAAAUAAAGCUUUUAAAAAAGAGGUACAGAAUAGGAUAUCUAGUCAACAUCCUGGAUUUAUGAAUUAUGAUAUAAAGAAGAAAAAGAAAAUAGAAGAACAAAUUGAAGAAGAGGUAGUACAAGAAAUAGUUAUGAUUAAUAAUCAGAAGACUAAAAAAUUAUUACUAGCUGAUUUAAUCAUUGUAAAACUUUUAUUUUUGCCUAAACAAUUAUGGUUUUAUAUUAUAUGGAAUAUAAAAUGGGUUAUUAAAUAUAAUAUAUUAAAUGAAGAUUAUGAUGAACAUGAUAAGAUAUAUAUUACCAGAAAAUAUAUGAACAUAUCAAUGGAUAGAUGGAAUACAUUAAAUCCAGAAGAGAAAAAAAAUUAUUUAAAAAAAGAAUUGUGGAUGAAAACAAAACAGGAAGAAUUUCUUCAAGAAAUAAAGGAAAGGGAUAGAUUGAAUAAAAUAUCGAGUGCUAAAUAUAAAAAACAAAUAAGAAUGAAGAAAAAGGGUUUAAGUUUUAAUUACAACGAUUAG
Messenger RNA from Plasmodium reichenowi, 966 nucleotides. Its product is annotated as DnaJ protein, putative. The coding region runs from base 1 to 966 and encodes 321 amino acids. NCBI's taxonomy places the organism in Eukaryota, Apicomplexa, Aconoidasida, Haemosporida, Plasmodiidae. Gene Ontology annotation, cellular component: endoplasmic reticulum membrane. The record is from RefSeq and is a predicted model, not a curated record. The transcript has 2 exons. Gene Ontology annotation, biological process: protein folding.